AUGAUACGACCCAAGACCCCCUGUGAGAUUGCUAGAGAUACUGCGAUGAAAAUAGUCAUGCCUGGAGUCUACGUCCCCACGUGUGACAACGAUGGACAAUACACCCAUGAACAAUGUUCAGGCUCUACAGGUUACUGUUGGUGUGUGAACACUUCUGGACAGAAGAUCCCGGGUACUGAGACUCCUCCAGGCACUCCUAGAAUCAACUGUACCACCCAGAAUGGUAUGAUACGACCCAAGACCCCCUGUGAGAUUGCUAGAGAUACUGCGAUGAAAAUAGUCAUGCCUGGAGUCUACGUCCCCACGUGUGACAACGAUGGACAAUACACCCAUGAACAAUGUUCAGGCUCUACAGGUUACUGUUGGUGUGUGAACAGUUCUGGACAGAAGAUCCCGGGUACUGAUUCUCCACCAGGCACUCCUAUAAUCAACUGUACCACACAGAGUAAAUGA
Molecule: messenger RNA, 453 nt
Organism: Salvelinus namaycush (lake trout)
Lineage: Eukaryota; Metazoa; Chordata; Actinopteri; Salmoniformes; Salmonidae
Product: saxiphilin-like
Exons: 4
Coding region: 1-453 (150 amino acids)
Biological process (GO): cell-matrix adhesion
Cellular component (GO): basement membrane
Source: RefSeq, a predicted model, not a curated record